AUGGAAAAGCAAUAUUCGGUGGAAAAGUGUCCAGCAAGCUACGAUCGGUAUGAGUUUACUCUGCCCGAUCUGUAUCGUACCAUAGCUAAAGAGGAACUCCGGGAAGAUGACGAAAUACGUGAGCAAUCAUUGGUGCAAAUGCGCGACUGGAUUGCCAAACAUCCGUACAUUCGCAAGUGUCGUACGGACGCAGCGUUCCUUUUGCGAUUCUUGCGCUUUCGGAAGUACUCGGUACCGAUGGCUUGCGAGGCACUGGAGCGCUAUCUGGCCAUGCGUCAAACAUUCCCAGAGUGGUUUAAAAAACUUGACUGCAACGAACCAGCCAUGAAAGAAAUGCUGAAAGAUGUAGUGUUUACCAAGUUCGGUGAAGAUGCAGACGGUCGUACGGUGAUCCUGUUCCGAUUUGCAAGAUUUAAUGUGGAAAAGUUUACUGCCCUGCAGGAGGGACGAUUUACGGUGCUGUUGAUCGAGACACUGCUCGAAUGGGAAGAGCUACAGAUUGGUGGUUUUCGAGUGUUUGUCGACUACACGGAUUCGGUGCUAAAGCAUUACGGAAUUUGGGGUAUUUCGGACAUGAGGAUCUUUAUGGAUGCGAUCAACCGUUCGUACCCGAUCAGGAUCCGUGAAAUUCAUGGCGCAAAGUUUCCAAAGUUUGCCAUAUCGCUGCUCAAUCUGAUGCUUUCGUUUGCGAGCCCCAAGCUGAAGGAACGCAUUAAAUGUCACGACAGCGUUCAGGAGAUGGCAAAACAAUGCGAUCCAUCAUUACAGCCGUCCGAGUGGGGAGGCCAGUGUAAUCUGGAGGAAUUAAAUCAAAAGUUUAUGAAGCACUUGGAAGAUCGGCGAGAGGUGAUGCUGGCCCUGGAUGAGAUGGACAUCGAUACGGCGCAUUAUACAGCCCUGUGGAAGUACACCUCAGCAUCCGACAGUGAAAUAGAUAGUGGUGCGAUGGGCAGCUUUCGACAGCUUGGCGUAGAUUAA
This is a messenger RNA of Anopheles maculipalpis, 978 nucleotides long. RefSeq names its product clavesin-2-like. Gene Ontology annotation, molecular function: phosphatidylinositol bisphosphate binding. Gene Ontology annotation, cellular component: membrane. The record is from RefSeq and is a predicted model, not a curated record. Bases 1 to 978 code for a protein of 325 amino acids. The transcript has 2 exons. Lineage: Eukaryota; Metazoa; Arthropoda; Insecta; Diptera; Culicidae.